This is a messenger RNA of Akanthomyces muscarius, 1647 nucleotides long. RefSeq lists its product as uncharacterized. The transcript is spliced from 2 exons. The record is from RefSeq and is a predicted model, not a curated record. Bases 1 to 1647 code for a protein of 548 amino acids. NCBI's taxonomy places the organism in Eukaryota, Fungi, Ascomycota, Sordariomycetes, Hypocreales, Cordycipitaceae.
AUGGACUCCCUCAGCACAGGCGUCGUAGCAGAUGUUCUUGCACAGCUUUACAAAGAAGCCAGAAUUGCUGAUUCGUCAAUGCGCGAUGAUGAGAACGCGAAGCACCCCGACGGUGACUGGGCCACCGCGUUCAUCGAGUCUGAGAUCAAGGACUUGAGAGGCACGUACCAAGGGCUCGCCGGCAACUUCCUUUGCGUGUCGCCCAAGUUUGGACGCCACAUGUACAUGUGCGCUCGCGCCGCCAAGGCCAAGCGCAUCAUCGAGUUUGGCACCUCUAUGGGCGUCUCGGCCAUUUAUCUGGCGGCGGCCCUCCACGACAACGGCGGCGGCCAGCUCAUCAGCACCGAGCUGGAGGCGAGCAAGGUAGAACGUGCCAGGGCUAACAUUGACGCCGCGGGCCUGACUGACUUGGUCGAGUUUCGCGUUGGCGAUGCACGCGAGACGCUGGCGCUUGGCGUCGGUGGCAAAAUCGACUUGGUGCUGCUGGAUGGAGCUUGGUCGCUGUACUUACCGAUUCUCAAGCUGCUGGAGCCGCAUUUGAGUACGGGUGCGGUGAUUCUAGGCGAUAAUGCGGCGGACACGCCGGGCGGGUAUAUCGAGUAUGUGCGCGAUCCGCGCAACGGCUACAUUUCGCUGCCGCUUGAGUUUGGCGAGAAGCAGGGCAAUGAGUUUUCACCUUGCCCGUGGCGACCUUUCGACAUCAAGCCUUCUCAUCUCCUGCAUAUUCCCGUUCUCCUCAUACGCUUCGACGAAGAAAUGAUGCCGAUCCUAUGUGCGCUCGUCGCGCUGCUGUCGCUGGCCAGCGCGACGCCGUUCCAGAGCCGUACCAGCCGCAACGGCUCCGACGAGACCGCCAUUGAGAUUCUCUACCCACGCAACGAAACGUACAAGCUUGCGUCGCCACUGCCCAUUGUGCUGGGCGUGGCCAACCUCCCGCCCACGGCCGUCCUCGGCAACUACACACUUCAGUGGGCUCUUACGGGCUUCAGCGCCGAGGAUAUUCCCGGAGGGCUGAUUUACGGCCAGGGCAUGUUUUGGCCACGCAACGAAACUGCUCCGUCUGGCAACCAACCGCUCAUCUUCGCCGACUUUGUCGAUUUGAAUGAGCAGUUCAAGCACCAACGAUAUGAUUUCCGCGGGCGCCUAGAACUCAGCGUCUACCUCUCGUACAACGACAGCCAGGCGGAAAAUGACGUCUGCCGGGCACGCGACAACGGCAACACUCUUGGCCCUUUCACCGAUGUGGCCACGGUCGGGUUUCGCUUGGACGAGGGCGAUGGGGGCAAGUUCCAAAACACGGACGCCGUCGACAUUGACCUACGGCAGGCCACGGGUUGCCCAGCUGUCGGGGCAGCGGUGGCGGUGACGACGACAACGCCGUCGGUGACGCUCGCGUCGGGAACGCCACCGGGGGCGACGUGUCUACAGCCGCUGGUGACAUCGACACUGACGCAGCGCAGCGAGUGCCCCUUUACGGUGGAUGCCAGCAUGGCGAGCAGCAUCUCGAGCAGCGUGUCGGUGCUGAUGAUUCCGCCGCCGACGGAGUCGCUGCCGACGUAUACGUCGAACCGCGCGGCGAAGAUGCCGAUCCAGACAGGCGGACUGGCGGCGGCGGCGGGUAUUGCGGGUGCCAUGAUGCUGUUAUAG